GUCCUUCACUUUCGUUAUAUUCUGGACACGUCGUGUUCACGUCGACAAUUUAAUCUUUAAUCAUCCAGAUACAGUAACAAAACCGUUUCAUCAAAAUGUCCUCUUCGGAUUCUAGAACAAGUGCAUCGUCCGUCAUCUCUAGUAUUUCUCUACUUUCGGAUCGUAUAGAGAAGCAGCGAAUUGAUAUUAGCAAAUUUAUACCUACCAACCAAAAACUGAAUUUCCGAGGAUCCAAAGUGAAACGAUUUAAACCCAUUGCCACUCAGGGUCUUUAUGUUAAAAUGAUUGAGAAGAGUGAUGAAUUGCAGUAUAUUGUACAAAGGCUUGUUCAAGCAAUAACUAACGAUCUUAACAAUAUACAUCAGUUACUUCAACUUAUUCCCGAUUUAUUGUUGGUGGAUUACAAAAUAGAAAAAUAUACAUCACAGGAUUAUGAGAUGCAAAUUGGAACUUUGUUUGAAAUUGCAGCAAGGAAACAUAAAGAUGUGCAAGAGGGUGACAAUAUAUUUACUUAUGAGAGCAAGGAAGGAAAAAACUUGUCUCUCAUGAUUGAUCAGUUCUUAUGGUAUUUAUGCAAGCAAUUGACAGCUAACACUCAGAUUUUAGCUACGUUUGAAAAAACAAUGCGCAUUUUUCUAAGUUUCUUGCGACACGUUAGCAAAAGUGAGGUCGAUGCCUUGCGUUUAACAGCAUAUAUAUUUGCUUUUAGAAUUAAUAAAUAUUUCUGUGUGCGAAAAGUUCAACUUGCUAUCCAGGAAUCGUUGGUAGACCUUGAUCGUGCCGCAAUAAUUUACGAUGCUAUUAAUAACAUCAUCAGCACGUACGAGCUUGAUUCAAUUUACGGCGGUCGACAACACAACUUUUUAUUUCAUUCAUAUAAUUUGGAAUUUGCAUUGUACUACCACAUUUACAUCGUGACAGAUGAUGCAAAUCAAUUUGCCAACGAAAAGAAUAUUACAUUCUUAAGUGAUCUGCUUGAAUUGAAGAAAGUUACGAUGAUUAAAAAUCUCAUUGAAAGUUGCACCAUUUUAUUGCAUCAAACACAUUUAACUCACAUAUUUCAAAUGGAGUCAUUUCAUAAAAUUGUUGAAAACUUAUACUGCCGACUGAAUCAUACGAAUAAUGAUAUUGCCAUGCUGUCAGCAAUUUUCUUCGCCACAGCUUUUCAGUAUAGGCAUCAGUUGAGGAUCACAGAAAAACUUUUGAUCAGAUUGAUAAUUCGAUCUUACAGCAUCAAUUUGAAACUGGCUCGUAAGUGUGCCCAAGCUCUUGCGAUGUAUUUAAAAGAAUUUGAUGACACCAUUGUCUACAAACUACUGAUCAAAAUGGUGUCUAAAUUUGACAAAGAUACAUACGAACAAGCGAGCAAAGUAAAAUAUUCAUAUCUUGUGGAAUCGUUAUACCAUUACUUAGUGCUGCUGCAACCGUAUCAUAUUGUGGCAAAACUAAAGCAUCCAAAGCUUUUCACCGACGAAGAAUAUAAAGGGAUGAUAGAGUUAUGGUAUAAUUCAUGUUGCAUGUUUUACAAUGGUAAAAUUGGCGUAGAUCGUACUCGAACAAAGAUACAAGUAGCAGACGACGAUGAUAAAAACAACACGACGUUUUUCAUUUUGAGUAAUACUCCUAAGCUACUGGCAAGUACAAAUGAUAGCGAUGCUAUGAUAUGGAUAUUUAAGUCGCUAGCGUUAAUUGAAUAUAAUACACCUGAGGUGUACCAGCUGAAAAAUGUAUUGAAUGGUAUUGUUCUGGAGAGUAUCAAACAUCUCGACAAUGUGAAAAUUAACGAGUGUCUUUCCAUGAACAUAGCUUUAUUUAUUCAAAAAGCUUCAUAUGUCAAUGGAGGAGAGUCUUAUUUGACAAUGUUGGAAGUGGAAUUAGCCAAGACUAUUAAGCAAUACAAAGAAGAUUUAAGCCAAUUAUAUAAUUGCAAUGGUGCUGAAGAUUCAUUGGUAGAAUUUAAGUUAAGAAUUGUACGUGCGGCCAUAAAGAUUAGAGCUAUCUUUACAUGUAAUAUUUCUCGCAAUACCCUGGACAUUGAGUUGUUUUAUAAUUAUUGGAUAGAUUCGGAUUUGCCAGAUGAAAUUAUUACUGAGCAAAUCAAAAUAUGUACUCUAUACUUUAUGCGUCAAUUCAGAGCGCUAAUCCAAAACGAAGAUAAUAAUCGAGAAAUUGACCACCAUACUCUAGAACGUUUGAAAAUAGAGGCACGCUCAUAUUGGGUGUCAAUGGACAAGCUAUUGGAAAGCAAUAUGAAUUUCUACAGCACUGUACUUGAAGCAAUGGGGAUUCUGAUUGGGAACUACAAGUUGCUAUUCACUCCUGAGAUUUUACACAACAAUCCCAUUUUGCUGCAAGCAUCUUGGAACUAUACGGAGUAUUGGAGUACGGUUGAAAGUAUUUUUGAUACUUUUUUGGAGGAGUGUGUACUGAAAAGUAACGACGUGGCUAUUCCGAUUAAUACUCGUCGAAGAUACUUCAACAUUAUAUUUACACUUUAUUAUCACCCAGAGCAGCCGAACCAAUUCACUCCCUUUAUCACUAAAUUGGUUGUUUACUAUGAACACUGUCAUGAAUUAUUCCAAUCUUCAUACAAACACUUUUUCAAUGAAGUUAUCGCAUAUGAUAUUGCGGAUUACUUCCAUUUAAUUGUAUCGGCGCUAAAAUUUAUUGACGAAGACACUAAUGUGAUUAUUAAUACGGAAAAACUUUGCAAGUUGUUAGCGGCGUUCCUUUUGAAUACGGAAAUUGUAGAUUUUUGAAAUUCUGUAUCGAUUUCGUUGUGGAGAGGGAGAAUUAUUCGAUUCUUAAAUAUAUUCCAACAUUUGCUGGGGAUCUACCCAAGAGUGAUAGGGAGGAUGUGAAUUCAUAUGCAGGGAGGUUGUUAACCGCCGAGCACAUGAUCACAUUGUAAAAGAUACUUCUUUUGAUUUUACGAUGUUUUUAUUUAUUUACAAAUCUGUAUAAAUUUUAGUUGAUGAUUAAUAUGGUUGUAAUAUAACAUACAACCCGAGUAGAUUCUUGAAACAAUAAUUGAUUGAAAAUUUUUUUUUCGCAACUAUUCAAGCUUUCACACUUUCAAAGUACAACUUUUAGAAACAUCACGAGAUGUCGCUAGAGUAAAAAUAUUAUUUAUUACUUUUUGUAUACAUUUAAUAAAUCAGCAUAAGUCUAUGAGUUUCAUAUAAUUUAAACGGUUUAAGAA
Messenger RNA from Dalotia coriaria, 3202 nucleotides. RefSeq lists its product as uncharacterized. NCBI's taxonomy places the organism in Eukaryota, Metazoa, Arthropoda, Insecta, Coleoptera, Staphylinidae. The coding region runs from base 96 to 2759 and encodes 887 amino acids. The transcript is spliced from 12 exons. The record is from RefSeq and is a predicted model, not a curated record.